AGGAAUUCGAAAGCUCCUCGUCUCGUCGUCCUUCUCCCCACCUCGUACUCGAAAUUCCUCUCCAUCCUAUAUCCCUAUCCUCUGUCCCUCGCUUCUGCUCCUCUUCCCCCACCAUGGCCGACUCCUCUCCCGCCGACAACCUCUCUCCCAAGGCUGUCCAGGAACAACUCCCUUCCCCGGACGCCCACGGUGCUGAGCACCAGCUCUCCCUCAGGUCUCUUGUCUCCACCAAAGAGGCCGGCAUCAUCAUUGGCAAGUCAGGCGCCACCAUCGCCACUAUUCGCGACUCCACCGGUGUUAAAGCAGGUGUCUCCAAGGUUGUCCAGGGCGUUCAGGACCGUGUCUUGUCCGUCACUGGUGAUCUCGAAGGGGUCGCUUCCGCCUAUGCGGAAGUCGCUCGUCUCUUGCUUGAGACUCCCCUUUCUGACUCGUCCCUCCCUCCUCCUCCUGUCGGAUCCUUCACUUCCAUUCGCCUCCUUAUUUCCCACAACCUCAUGGGUACCGUCAUUGGCCGUUCAGGUUUGAAGAUUAAGCAAAUCCAAGACAUGUCCGGUGCCCGUAUGGUUGCAUCCAAGGAGAUGCUUCCUCAAUCUACGGAGCGUGUCGUAGAGGUACAAGGCUCUGUUGACGCGAUCAAGACUGCUGUCCUGGAGAUUGGCAAGUGUCUUCUUGAAGACUGGGACCGCGGAGCCGGUACUGUUUUGUACCACCCCGGCGCUGCUGGUGAUGCCGGUGUUCUUGCCGGCGGUCUUGGCGCCCAGGCUGUCACUGGUUCUACCGGCGGUAUCAGGAGGACAUCAGUAGCCGCUGGCUUUGGAGGUUACUCUGGCGAUAGGAGGCCUAGCAGAGGAGGCAGUAUUUCUGGUCCUUCCGGCGUGUCUGGCGAAAGGAGGCCUAGCGAAGGCCCUCAGGUCAAUCUGAAUGACCCCAACCUUCGCACUCAAAAUAUCUCCAUUCCUUCUGACAUGGUUGGCUGCAUCAUCGGUCGAGGCGGUUCCAAGAUCACUGAGAUCCGACGACUUUCUGGAUCCCGUAUCUCCAUUGCCAAGGUUCCUCACGACGAAACUGGCGAGCGUAUGUUCACCAUCCAGGGUACUCCCGAGGCGACUGAGCGUGCUUUGAUGCUCCUUUACUCUCAGCUUGAGUCUGAGAAAGAGCGACGCGUCAAUGGCUCCAAUUCUGAAGUUCCUGCAUCCGCCGACUUCGCCUAGGAGUUUCAAUUUGCCCUAUGAUUCUUCACCCUUCCGCCCGUCUUCGUCAUUUUUCGUCCGUCUGUCUCAAAAUUAAAACACAAAAAUAAUACUACCAUGUGCCUUAACCCGUCUCUUUUCUGCCUAUCUCCGUCAUACAAAUUUUCCCCGCGAUGCCCCGUCUGCGUAUAGUUCCCUCUUCCUCCCUUCAAAAUCGUUGGUGUUAUCAAUCCGUAGAAGUGAGCUGGUAAAGGACAGCAGGUAUUUUGUUUAUAUAAAUAGGUGGGAAGCUGUCUCAGGUAUUAUGCUUAUGCCAAGGUUUGGAUCUAAACAGUUAAUGUGGUUAGUGGGAUGUAUAUCUUAGCUGUGCAAUAGCUUGCGGAAAUUGUGACCCUUCUUUCCAGCCUCCUCCUGUGAUGCAGAUGCUUUAC
Molecule: messenger RNA, 1621 nt
Organism: Cryptococcus deneoformans JEC21
Lineage: Eukaryota; Fungi; Basidiomycota; Tremellomycetes; Tremellales; Cryptococcaceae
Product: cytoplasm protein, putative
Exons: 3
Coding region: 114-1211 (365 amino acids)
Biological process (GO): 3'-UTR-mediated mRNA stabilization
Cellular component (GO): cytoplasm; nucleus
Molecular function (GO): mRNA 3'-UTR AU-rich region binding
Source: RefSeq, a predicted model, not a curated record